GCCUCAGGUGGGCGUAACCGACGUGCGCGGGCCCAACCUAUGGGUGGGAGUGGCCGACAUCGGCAACCAGUCCCCAACCUGGUCGGACAGGGCCCACCCGCGGGCUUCCUGGUUUCACCUGCGGAGGGCUUUGGCCGCAGAACCACUCGCAGCGUCGCGAGGCCGGAAGGAGCGCGACGCCGCCCCACUCGCCCCAACCGGCGCCAUGAAAGCCGUGGUGCAGCGCGUCACCCGUGCCAGCGUCACAGUUGGAGGAGAGCAGAUAAGUGCCAUUGGACGCGGCCUCUGCGUGUUGCUGGGAAUUUCUCUGGAAGAUACACAGAAGGAACUGGAGCACAUGGUCCGAAAGAUUUUAAACUUACGUGUGUUUGAGGAUGAGAGUGGGAAGCACUGGUCCAAGAGUGUGAUGGACAAACAGUAUGAGGUGCUGUGCGUCAGCCAGUUCACCCUCCAGUGUGUCCUCAAGGGCAACAAGCCCGACUUCCACCUGGCAAUGCCCACGGAACAGGCAGAGAGCGUCUACAAUAGCUUCUUGGAGCAGCUACGCAAGACGUAUAGGCCAGAGCUCAUCAAAGAUGGCAAGUUUGGUGCCUACAUGCAAGUCCACAUUCAGAACGAUGGGCCUGUGACCAUAGAACUGGAAUCCCCAGCUCCUGGUGCUGCUACCUCUGACCCAAAGCAGCUUUCAAAGCUUGAAAAACAGCAGCAGAGGAAAGAAAAGACCAGAGCCAAGGGGCCUUCUGAAUCAAGCAAAGAAAGAAACGCUCCUCGAAAAGAAGACCGCAGUGCCAGCAGCGGGGCUGAGGGCGACGUGUCUUCUGAACGGGAACCGUAGACUUCAGGGACGGGAUUCAGUGCAUUAUCAUUGGGCACAAUUGGAUCCUGAAAAAUUCAUGAAAGUUGCUAAGCAUGUACCCUGCUUUAAGAAUUUGGAACUGAAUCAUGAAAAGGAAGGCAGAAAUAAGAAAUUGGGAACCUGAAGAGUCAUGCAAAAAAACACCAAAGGAAUGUUACCAUUUUGUUGUUGCUAUGAUCUAAUAGAGGAAGCAAGUGCUGCCAGUGCAGGGGAUGUGCCCCUGCACAUGGCAGCAGGGCAUACACCUGCGCGUCCUCCUCAGGAAGGCAUUGUUGGUUCCUACGAUGUGUUGGCUUGCUUUUGGAACAGGCUGGCCCAACAUCAUUUGUCAUCGACUUCUCCUUUUACACUGUGGUUUAUUUCUGCGUGUCCAUGAUGGGUCUCAAAUGCAUUCAUGCUGUCCAUGUUCUUUCCAACACUGGCCAAACCAGGACCCAUGUUCAGGUGUAAAGAGAACAAUCAUCAAUGAUAAUGUAUUGUGUGAGACCUUUGCAUCUUGUAAAUUUUCUCUUUUUUCUAAAAAUAAUAAAACUUCAAACCUCAAAA
This is a messenger RNA of Hipposideros armiger (great roundleaf bat), 1402 nucleotides long. It is a transcript of the gene DTD1, whose product is annotated as D-aminoacyl-tRNA deacylase 1. Gene Ontology annotation, cellular component: cytoplasm. The record is from RefSeq and is a predicted model, not a curated record. Gene Ontology annotation, molecular function: D-tyrosyl-tRNA(Tyr) deacylase activity. Bases 206 to 835 code for a protein of 209 amino acids. Gene Ontology annotation, biological process: tRNA metabolic process. Lineage: Eukaryota; Metazoa; Chordata; Mammalia; Chiroptera; Hipposideridae. The transcript has 6 exons.